AUGACACAACGCCUAAAGCUCACAAGCGACAACAUCUCCACCAUUGCGUCACAGCAAGGAGACCAGAAGGUGCAGGUCCCCUCCUACGACCGCAAGUCCCUCAAGGAGGGCAUCGUCCACGUCGGUGUCGGCGGUUUCCACAGAGCCCAUUUGGCCGUCUACGUCGACCAAUUGCUCGAGAAGCAUGGCGAGCGCGAUUGGGCCAUCUGCGGUAUCGGCCUGCGACCCAACGAUGCCGCCAUGCGCGAUGUCCUGAACGCCCAGGACCACCUCUACACAGUUAUCGAGCGCUCCGCACAGGGCAGCUUCGCCAACGUCGUCGGCAGCAUCAACUCCUUCAUCUUUGCCCCCGAUGACCGCGAGUCCGUUAUCGCCAAGAUGGCUCACCCCGAUACCCACAUCGUCUCUCUCACUAUUACUGAGAGUGGCUACUACUACAACGAAAACACCCAUCAAUUGGUAGCCGAGCACCCCGAUAUCCAGCACGAUAUCAAGGAGGAGAACGAGAACGCCCCUAUCAGCACAUUCGGCUUCCUCUACGCUGCCCUGGCCAGGCGUCACGCCAACGGCCUCAAGCCCUUCACUGUUCUGUCCUGCGACAACAUGCAGAAGAACGGUACCAUCACCCGCAACAUGCUGGUGUCCUUCGCCAAGCUCCGCAACCCUGAGCUUGCCAAGUGGAUCUCCGAGGAGGGCGCUUUCCCCAACGCCAUGGUUGAUCGCAUCACCCCCAGCACCUCCCAGAACGACAUCACGUCGCUCGCCGAGAACUUCGGCAUCGAGGACGCUUGGCCCGUUGUGACCGAGCCCUUCAUGCAGUGGGUUGUUGAGGACAAGUUCGCAGACGGCCGCCCUCCCUUCGAGAAGGUCGGUGUCCAGGUCGUCCACGACGUUCACGACGUCGAGCAGUUCGAGAAGCAUAAGCUUCGUCUUCUCAACGCCAGUCACUCCGCCAUGGCUUACCCAGGACAGCUUGCUGGCUUCAAGUACGUCCACGAGGUUAUGGAGCACCCCAUCUACCGCAAGUUUGUCUGGCAGAUGAUGCAGCAGGAAGUCAAGCCCCUUCUGCCCGAUAUUCCUGGUGUCGAUAUCGACAAGUACUGUAACACCCUGAUGGAGCGUUUCUCCAACCCCACCAUCAUGGACCAGAUUCCCCGUGUCGCCCUCAACGCCUCCGGCAAGAUCCCUCAGUUCAUCAUGCCUUCCAUCGCCGAGAACAUCUGGUGUACCGGCCCCUUCCGACGUCUGUGUUUCGUUGCUGCUGGUUGGUUCAUCUACAUCAACGGAGUCGACGACAAGGGCAACAAGUUCGAUGUUGACGACCCCAUGCGCGAGAAGCUGCAGGCUCUGGCUAAGGAGGGUGGCAAGGACCCCCGUUCCAUCCUCAGUGUUAAGGAACUCUUCGGUGACGAUUUGCGAAGUGACGAGCGCUUCUUGAAAGAAGUGACCAAGGCCAUGGAGCUCAUCACCAAGGAUGGUGUCAUGGAGACCAUCCCCAAGUACGUCGAAUAA
This is a messenger RNA of Fusarium sp. VM40, 1512 nucleotides long. The record is from the annotation of a GenBank genome assembly. NCBI's taxonomy places the organism in Eukaryota, Fungi, Ascomycota, Sordariomycetes, Hypocreales, Nectriaceae.